Molecule: messenger RNA, 2656 nt
Organism: Vitis riparia (riverbank grape)
Lineage: Eukaryota; Viridiplantae; Streptophyta; Magnoliopsida; Vitales; Vitaceae
Product: primary amine oxidase-like
Exons: 5
Coding region: 162-2324 (720 amino acids)
Biological process (GO): amine metabolic process
Molecular function (GO): copper ion binding; primary methylamine oxidase activity; quinone binding
Source: RefSeq, a predicted model, not a curated record
UCAAUAGCACAUGGCGUUGGGUCCCCAAACCUUCCUCUAUCUCCACUGUGGAGUGGCUUGAGAACCCCCGUCAAAAGUUCUACCUUAAAAGGAAUCCAAUUUGAUAUCGGUCUGCCUGUAUCAUACAGUUCAUACUCUUCUCUCUUUCUGUCGGGAGAGAGAUGCAAGCUACUUCAUAUCUUCCCUUUUGUUUGAUUCUCCUUGUGGUUUUGGUUCUUUUUCCAUGUUCACGGUACCCUCUAGCCACACAACAGUACGUUGGCUGUUCUCUAACCACACCCUGGGGCGGUUCCCGGAACAGAAAAUACUCGAUCUUAGAGACCCAGAACCCCAAAUCCAUAGCUCACUCGGCUGAGACCACUCAUCACCCACUAGACCCACUUAGCAUACAAGAAAUCAACAAGGUCCGAGCCGUCCUCUCAUCAUAUGGACCUUUCUCUUCCUCUUUCCCAGCAAUCCAGUCGCUGUCACUGGAUGAGCCUGAGAAGUCUGUAGUUCUGGGCUGGAAAAAAGGUGACCCUCUUCCCCCUAGAAAAGCCUUCGUGAUUGCAUUAUUGAAUGGCAAAACUCAAGUGCUCUUGGUGGACUUGGAUUCAAGCCGGGUCACUAGCCAUUCGACUCAUCGGGGCUCAGGUUACCCGACCUUGUCCAUGGACGACAUCCAGGUGGCCUUACGGGUGCCAUUAUCUGAUCCAGAAUUUAAUAAGUCCAUCAUGGCCCGAGGCGUUAAGUUAUCGGAUUUGGGGUGCAUAUCGCCUUCAAGUGGGUGGUUUGGGCCUGAUGAGGAAGGAAGGAGGAUCAUAAAGAUUCAGUGCGGCUCAAUUCAAGAUACGGCCAAUUUCUAUAUGAGGCCCAUUGAAGGGCUCACUGUAACGGUGGACAUCGACAGGAAAGAGGUGGUGAGGAUUUCAGAUACAGGCAGAGAAAUUCCGGUUCCGAAAGGGACAAACACCGACUACCGAUACACAGCCCAGGACAGGCCACCAGAAAUGGAGCCAAUCAAUCCAAUUUCAAUGGAGCAGCCCAAGGGGCCAAGUUUUAGAGUCGAAGAUGGACAUAUAGUGAAAUGGGCUAAUUGGGAGUUCCACCUCAAGGCUGACCAACGAACCGGUAUGAUAAUUUCCCAAGCCAAGGUUCGGGACUCGGAGACUGGUGAGCUCCGGAGUGUCAUGUACAAAGGGUUUGCUUCUGAAAUGUUCGUGCCUUAUAUGGACCCAGAUGAAGCUUGGUACUUCAAAUCGUACAUGGAUGCAGGCGAGUUUGGGCUAGGGGGGACCGCACUAGCACUUGUGCCACUAAAUGACUGUCCUCGAAACUCAUACUACAUGGACGGGGUUUUCGUGGCAUCGGAUGGGAAACCCUUUAUUCAGAGCAACAUGAUAUGUGUGUUCGAGCGGUACACUGGCGAUGUUGGCUGGCGACACUCUGAAACCUUCCUUCCUGGUUUUAAUAUUAGGGAAGCAAGGCCUAAGGUGACGCUUGUGGCUCGAAUAGCGGCAUCAGUUGGAAACUAUGACUACAUCUUCGACUGGGAAUUCCAAACAGAUGGUCUCAUUCGGGUUAAGGUUGGGCUCUCUGGAAUGCUAAUGGUGAAAGGAACCCCUUUGGAAAAUAUUCAUCAAGCACCUAAUCAAGAUGACAUGUCUGGCACUCUGGUGUCCGAAAAUGUCAUUGGUGUGGUUCAUGAUCACUUCAUCACUUUCCACCUCGAUCUGGAUAUAGAUAACACUGAUAAUUCCUUUGUUAAGGUCAAUCUGGUGAAGGAAGAGACUCUGCCAGGCCAAUCACCGAGGAAGAGUUACUUGAAAGCCAAGAGGAAUGUGGCGGCGACCGAAAAUGAUGCGAAAAUCAAGCUUAAGCUCUAUGAUCCAUCAGAGUUUCACGUGAUCAAUCCUUUGAAGCGGUCUAGGUUGGGGAAUUCAGCUGGAUACAAGAUUGUCCCCAGUGGCACCGCGGCUAGCUUGCUCGAUUUACAAGAUCCUCCUCAACUAAGAAGUGCUUUCACAAAUAAUCAGAUCUGGGUGACUCCAUACAAUCGGACUGAACAAUGGGCUGGGGGGCUUUUCGUGUAUCAGGGCAAGGGAGAGGAUACUCUGGCCGUGUGGUCUGAUAGGAACCGUCCAAUUGAGAACAGAGACAUUGUGUUAUGGUACACCUUGGGAUUCCAUCACAUACCAUGCCAAGAAGACUUUCCAAUAAUGCCAACAGUAUCAUCCAGUUUUGAUCUGAAGCCUGUUAAUUUCUUUGAAAGCAAUCCAGUUCUUCGGGCUGCACCCAACUUCGAAAAAGACCUUCCUGUUUGUAGACCUACUGCAUCCUCUUGACUGUUGAUCGCAUUUGUUCCAGUCCAUUAAAAGCCCCAUCCUGUGGAACUCUGGAUGAAAAAAUCAUUAGUUUUAUUUAUAGUUACCAAGGAUAUGUUAGGUUUGAAUAGUGUUAUCCAAGAGCCAUUUGGGAUGGCUUAUAAUUUGGGGAAAUAAUGUUGUUAUGUCCAAUUUUAAACAUUUUGGAUAGCUUUUAAUUUGGGAUUUGUGUUUUUAUGUUUAUUUUGAAAAGAAUUUUUGUUGGGUGCUCAAGAAGAGUAACCCUCAAAAAUGUCAUUUCUAUCUACUUUAUAAACAUACCAAGUAAAUCAAAUGUAUCAAGUUUUACAUGA